AUGCGAACGGAUCAGUCGAAUCGCAGUUAUCCUGUAGAUAGCGACGAAGACACUAAGGGAUCACUCGGUGAAGGGACAUCUUCAUUUUCAUUGGAUAUAACUGCAAGGGGACGACCAUUGAUCAUUUUCAAAGGAUAUGAGCAUCGUCAAGUUCGAGUCGAUCGAGCGCGUAAUUUGAAAGCUUAUCGAUGUAUCAAGAAGAAAUGUAAGGGACGUCUGCAUACUGAUUAUAAUGAUACAAAUGUGAGAAUUGUUAGCGAGCAUGUCCAUGAACCAAAUUUCGAUGCCGAAUUUAAACGACGAAGACGUACAUUGCUUCGCGAAUUAGCUCAGAAGGGUAAUGUUUCACCAUCUCAGAUAAUUCAGAAAGCUCGGGAUCUCGAAAUGCAAUAUCACGAUGUUUGUGAGUCUACAAAAACGAGUUAUGCCGCUGAAAGACGCUAUAUUCAACGUUAUUGGAAUCGGCAAAAGCAACAAGAAUUCUCCAGUGGAAAUGGAUUAGUGCCAGUAAAACAUGAGGUAACAGAUUGUAACAGUGAAUCGAAAAUAGAAGAAGAUGGCGGAGAUGUAGAGGAGGAAUCUGUUGAUGUGCCAUCUUUGUUUCCGGGUGAUUCUGCUCAUAUAUCAGAACAGUUUAAUCAGUUCUUACAAAUGACUAAUGGUACAACUAAUGGCAGUAGCGCUUCAGCGAUGAAUGUUUAUCUGAACUUAUUACUGCAACAGAUGCUUUCAAAUGCAGUCGGAAACAAUUCCAGCAACAAUCUUCAGGAUGCUGAUGAUUACUGUUCAUCAAAUUCUUCACAUCAAGAUCAGUUAGAUAGAAAGCAAACUUUAGUUGAUGCAGAAAUUCAGACAAAUAACGAUGAAUCCGGUAUCCAUGCACCUGUCCAUGAUGCUGCAGUACGUGACACAUUAGCUUUAGAGUUGGGAACCAUUCUGGCAAAGAAAUUCUGGCCUCAGCAUUAUUUACGCGAGGACAAACUAAAACUCAUGGUUGAUGUUAUCGGUAAACUGCUCCACUGCUGUUAA
Brugia pahangi is the source of this 1029-nucleotide messenger RNA. The record is from the annotation of a GenBank genome assembly. NCBI's taxonomy places the organism in Eukaryota, Metazoa, Nematoda, Chromadorea, Rhabditida, Onchocercidae.